UUUGAACGCGGUUUUUUCCAUAAUUCCAUGGAAAAUUUUUAAAUCCAUGAACACAAUUUGAAAGCUUUCAAAUCUCUCAUCUUUAAUGGAUCAAAACGUGGCAAGACGGUAAAAUUUAAAUAAGCAUACGGUAAAAACGCCUCCAGGCAACUUUAACCGCUCAGACUAGAAAAACAUUGGUACACAGUAAUAAAAAAAAUCGAUAUUAUUUAAACUGAAAGCUGACCAAUUAAGCCACUAGUCUGCAAAUUCGACCAGAUUGUCUUCAUUUGCUUUUACAGCGAAACAACUUAGAACCAAAAAAUGCAGCGCUUAUCAAACGAACCAGCUCGAAAUACUUUCGACCCAAAUCAUUCAUUCGAUCUUUCUAAAUCUUCCAACAUUGAUACAAAAACCAAUUUAGAACUAUUUCCAAAUCGGUCCCUCGAUUAUCGAAAUCAGUCGCGCGUCACUCAUCGCUACGACGAACGAAAAGUUGUGACUCGAUUCGCCGAACUCACCGCUCUCAGUGCUUCCAACGACGCCCUGCAGGAACUGUCAACAGACACGACAUGGUGGCAGACUGAACGAGCAGUUACCUUAUACGGUAACCUAGAAAAUGACGUCAGCGAGAAGCUGCUGCCAAGUCGAAAGGAGUUGGCGGGAAGUGAGCAGUACGAAGUCGGUAGCGAUGACGUAAGAGAGUAUGAGUCAUGGGCGACAUUCAGACAAGAGCACAAGUGCAUUACCUCUAUUCCGCAGUCGCACUUCGACUGUGCCAUCAUGCAAUUCCAGCAGACCGUUCACAACAUCCUGCGCCAGUUAGACGAAGAUGUGAGCCAAUUGUCUGUUAAAAUGCAGAGGAGAAUUGGAGCUAGUGAGGGGGAGUUCGAACAGAUCAUCGAUGCCGCAUACCCAUCAUGCACUGAGGUGCAUCCCUACUUGGCCAAGACGACAAUUGCCACCAACAAUCUGUGAUGGAUGCGAACCACGCAACAUCAGCAUGAAAACACACCAAGAGCGAUAACAUGCUCCCAAAGCUUAAACAAGGUUUUAUGUGUUGGAUGCAAUCCAAAAAACUAGCCAACAGUUAUUGAGUUCGCUUGGUCAAAAACAACCCAUAAGAAAAUCGAAUUAAAUGAACUAAUUAUAUAGAGAGAAGAACUCUACCAGGGAAAAACAUCCUAAUAAUUCUGCAAUAUUAUAUCUAGACUCUUCUCUUUGCACUUUCUCACUCAUUUCACUCAUCACACCCCUCUACUUCCCCUUCCCUUUUCCACUCCCAUUCAUCUUUUGAAUAUUUCAUUUGAAGCUCGAAAUUUAGAGAACUGCAAAACAGGUGUUCAUUGGUAAAAGCGCCUUAAACAGCAGUAUGUAACCUUUUUAUAUUUGUACUAAAACGCUUUGAAUU
Molecule: messenger RNA, 1390 nt
Organism: Symsagittifera roscoffensis
Lineage: Eukaryota; Metazoa; Xenacoelomorpha; Acoela; Convolutidae
Exons: 2
Coding region: 304-957 (217 amino acids)
Source: RefSeq, a predicted model, not a curated record